Messenger RNA from Racocetra persica, 351 nucleotides. NCBI's taxonomy places the organism in Eukaryota, Fungi, Glomeromycota, Glomeromycetes, Diversisporales, Gigasporaceae. The record is from the annotation of a GenBank genome assembly.
AUGCGAAAGAAAGAACAACAAUUACUGGAACUUGUUGAUGAAGAAUUGGAGAAUGAGCAAGUAGAUAACGAAAGAGAUGAUAACGAAAGGGUAAAUGAUGAUAAAAGAGUGAAUUACGAUGAAAUGGUGAAUAACAAUGAAAGAGUGAAUGACGAUGAAAUGGUGAAUAAUGAUGAAAGAGUGGAUUACAAUGAAAUGGUGAAUAACGAUGAAAGAGUAAAUGAAAAUAAAAUGGUGGAUGAUGAUGAAAGGGUGGACAACGAUGAAAGGGUACACAAUAAUGAAAGUGUGAAUGAUGAAAGAGUUGACAAUGAAAGAGUAGAUGAUGAUGAACAUAUGGAUAUUGAAAAA